UUCCUUCCAUGACAAACGUCCAUCACUACCAAGAGAUCCUACUAGCAAUUUUCCUCGUUUAUCAUCCCCUUUAAAGUUUUCAAAUGAAGACUACUUCCGUAAUAGUCCACCUUACUUUCCUUAUCUUUUGUUUAGCAAACGCACACCAAACCCCAUGGCCUAUCACUGUUCUUCUUUUCUCUUUCUUUGCUCUCUCUUUGAACCACUGGUUAGUCCCUGGAGGCUUUGCAUGGAGAAACCACAAUUAUCAUAAAAAACUAGGUGGUCCAACUGGUUGGCCUAUACUAGGAAUCUUGCCUCAAAUGGGUUCACUUGCUCAUCGCAAAUUGGCUGCCAUGGCUAGCUCAUUAGGUGCAACCAGGCUUAUGGCAUUCAGUUUAGGCACAACUCGUGUGAUCAUUAGUAGCCAUCCAGAAACAGCCAAGGAAAUCCUUUCUGGGUCCGCUUUCUCUGACCGUCCUAUAAAGGAAUCAGCUCGUUUGUUGAUGUUUGAACGUGCCAUUGGUUUUGCUCCCUCGGGGAACUACUGGAGAAACCUACGUAGAAUUGCUGCAAAUUACAUGUUUUCCCCUAGGAGAAUCUCUGCCCUAGAGCCACUAAGGCAACGUUUGGCUGAUGAAAUGGCAGUGGAAGUGAGAAAGGAGAUGGAGGAGAAAGGGAUUGUAAUGUUGAGAGGGAUAUUUCAAAAGGGUUCUGUAAGCAAUGUACUGGAGAGCGUGUUUGGGAUCAGCUACUCCUGUUCAGAGAAAGAGCUAUUAAGCACCAUGGUUAAAGAAGGAUAUGAGUUAAUUACAAUGUUUAAUUUGGAAGACUAUUUUCCUAUAAAAUUUUUGGACUUUUAUGGAGUGAAGAGAAGGUGCUAUGAAUUGGCGGGUAAGGUUAAGAGUGUUCUGGGUGAAAUUGUAAGAGAAAGAAAAGCAGCUGAGGACUUGAAUAGUGGAAGUGACUUUCUCAGUGCCUUGCUUUCUUUGCCUGAGCAGGAGCAGCUAAGUGAAUCUGAUAUGGUGCCAGUUCUAUGGGAAAUGAUAUUCCGAGGGACAGACACAGUAGCCAUACUUCUGGAGUGGAUUAUGGCUAGAAUAGUAAUGCACCAAGAAAUCCAAGCAAAAGCUCAGCAAGAGCUAGACACCUGCAUCGGCUUCAACAGGCAAGUUCAAGAUUCUGAUAUCCCUAAUCUUCCCUACCUCCAAGCCAUAGUCAAGGAAGUAUUAAGAAUGCACCCUCCUGGCCCACUACUCUCCUGGGCCCGCCUUGCAGUGGAGGACGUCCACGUCGACAAAGUCUUCAUCCCAGCUGGCACGACGGCGAUGGUUAACAUGUGGGCGAUAACCCACGACCCAUCCAUCUGGAAGAACCCAUGGGAGUUCAACCCGAAUCGGUUCUUGAAAGAGGACGUGCCAAUAAUGGGUUCGGAUCUAAGGCUUGCACCAUUUGGAUCGGGUCGCAGGGUGUGUCCAGGGAAGGCAUUAGGGUUGGCAACGGUGCACCUGUGGCUGGGGCGGCUUUUACACCGAUACAAAUGGCUGCCGGCACAGCCGGUAGAUUUGUCCGAGUGCUUGAAGCUUUCCCUUGAAAUGAAAAAACCAUUAGCUUGUCGCGUGGUUGAUCGCUGGAGCAAAACGAUGUCGUAAAAGUGUCAUGAUGAAACAAAUAACCGGUGGGUCAAGUGUAAAAUGAAGUGGUGGUAGUAAAGGACGUGGUGGCGCGCACUACGUCUAGAGUUUGUGUAAUAAACAUAUUAUUAAGUGGGUCAAAUCAAAGCAAAGCUUCUGUUUGUUAUUGGCCAACCUCAAAGCUUGUAAUAGCUAAUUAUGUGCUUUACAUAAUAAUUGAUAUUGAUGGCUGUAAA
Molecule: messenger RNA, 1849 nt
Organism: Hevea brasiliensis (rubber tree)
Lineage: Eukaryota; Viridiplantae; Streptophyta; Magnoliopsida; Malpighiales; Euphorbiaceae
Product: cytochrome P450 78A4
Exons: 2
Coding region: 84-1631 (515 amino acids)
Molecular function (GO): heme binding; oxidoreductase activity, acting on paired donors, with incorporation or reduction of molecular oxygen; monooxygenase activity
Source: RefSeq, a predicted model, not a curated record